AGCUUCAGUUAUACCGCACUAUAGGUCAGCGUCAGGACGAAACUGUGACUGUUUUUAAGGAAGUCGAAGUGUUAUGAGGCGGCCUCAAUGCCCACGCUCAGGCAGCUGAUUUGCGUGUGCAACAAGCUCUAGGUCUAGUCGAGCGUGAGUGCGAGCACCACCCAACCGUGCAGGAGCGUGCGGAGGCUGUUACAUAGCCUCGGGAUCUGCUCCAUCAUUUACCACUUGCUGCACUAGGUGGCGAAAACGAAAACAAAGCUGACAUUGGAUGGCAGAGCAGAAAUAAAAAGCAAAAAGGCAACGUGGCAGGAGCUCCUUGGCAUUCCGACGUCGGCGAGGCACGCGGGGAAAGCCAAGCGUGAUCAAACGUGUCUUAUAGUGACCUUUCUCCUGGUCCUGGAAGCGCGCAUUCAGCAAUCCAAGCACUUCUGAAGCCGUUUGGAAGAAGGUACGCCCAAGUUUACGGCAUCGGGACUUCGGGACGACGCGCAAGUUCGCAAAGUGCUGACGGAAAACCGGGAGGAGCCUUGCGUCACGGAUCGACGAGCAAGACAUGGACAUUGUUUGAUUUGCAGAUGAACUACAAGCAAAGGGAACGACAUACCAACGUGAAAGAACUGUAGCCGACCUGCAGCUCCACAUCCAGGCUCACUAAACAACUUGCUGCCUCAACAAGCGAAUUUUGUCGAAGCUAGGAGAAAAAGUGAAAGAAGAAGAACUGCACGGGCACAGGGAUUGCAGUAGCGGGGAACAAGACCUGCAACGGUCGCAGGCCGCUGCGGCAUUCAUCAACACAGCUUCUGCACGUUAAAUCGCUUGGCGUUCCUCGAAAGCCGACAACCCUAGCGCGUUCGCCCGGAAUCAGUAGCCUCCGUGUUCCGUUUAAUCCAUGGUGACACCUCCCGCAAUGUCGGAACCAGCAACAAGCUCAACCGCUCCGGCGGCCGACGCCCCCGCGAAGGCGGCGAAGCGCGCCGGGAUAAAAUUUUCCGAGCUUUUCAAAGACAAGAAAAUAGUACUGAUUACGUUUGGUUGGUGGUUCUUUCAUAUCACUUACCCUAGUCACAUAGGGAAAUUUGAUGUAUCCAUGCGCAUGCGUAUGUAAGAAAGUACUUUUUUUCACUCGACGUUGGAAGUUCAUAUUUCAUUGUGAUUCUCGCAGUCUUGUUGAAACAAUAACAAUCAGGUACAAUGCAUAACGAAGUUCCACCCGCUCAUGUGGCUAAAGUUGAAAAUGUGCUCGAGAAUACUUGGGUGGCGACUCCCAGACGAUAUGUUUUCAAGCAUGCUUCCCUACCUGAACGACCAGCUGGGAAUAGGCAGACCGGACCUAAAUAUACACGAGGUGGCAGAAGUGGGAGACGUGGACUCGCUGUGGCUCAUGGUGUUGCAAGGUAGCUUCAAAGUUUUGUUGCACGAUGACAGCAAGCAUGCGCGUACACCGAAUUAUGUCUCAGAUUCAGUUUGUCUCCUUGUCCUUUGUGCGUGAUGCCGAAAUAAGAGGCAACAUCGGGGACGACCGGGACUGCAACUACGAAACAAACAGGUGUAUCUGUGCGAAUGAAGUGUCCGUAUACGCAAGCCACGCUGCUGCAGAAGGCCGUACACAGUGGGAAUCCCAACCUGGUGCACAUGCUCCUGGCCAAAAACGCCUCGCCAAAUGUAAAGGGAACCUACGGGUACACCGCCUUGCACGAGUGCGCAUACACAGCAACGGCAAGAGUGGCGCGGCUGCUCUGCGAGUACAAGGCUAAUUGCGACGCCAUAUCAAAAAACGGCAGCACACCGCUGCUCGUUGCCGCAAGAGAAGGAAAGACAGAAAUAGGUACAGAAGAUGACUUGAUGCUUUUUGUUUAUGAGUCUCCUGUAGUUCUUGGAAUUACAAUUAUGUGCCGUUUUUCUUUGCAAAACCGAAACCAUCCGCACACUCGGAUUGCGUACCGCAACUCGGAUUGCGCAAUUUAUCAUAAUAUCAGUGGCAGAGCUUUUAAAGCACAACGCGCACCCUGACGACGGGGGCGACAAGGGCUGGACGCCGCUUUUCUUGGCCGCCAGCGAGGGCCACGUCGCCGCAGCAGAGGUGCUGCUCGCGUACGGUGCAAAUCCGAAUGAGGUGGCGCUGCAGGAGGGCCGCACCCCGCUCGAGGAGGCCAUCGCGCAGAACAAACCCGAGAUGGCCGCGCUCCUGCAUAGGCAUAUGGGCGGCGCAGGAGACGCCGGGAUGGCCGCUGUGGAGGGCGUCUACGCUGCCGCUGCGACUACCCAAGCACAGCAUCAGCUUCUACAGUAUUUAGGAAAACUGAAAUCCCCGAGGAUCCUGUUUUUCCUGCGUUUUGGUUUUUCUUGCCGUUUCUUUGUUUUUCUGUUUCUUGUCCUUUUACGUACUUAAAACUACGAUGCUCCGAGAAGCAAAAAUCAAAACGAAACAGGACGCAGCACGCGAUUCAUGAACUUCAACGGCAGAGACAAGCCUUGGAGCAGCACUUCAUGACCAAUCCUAACGACCCAGCUGCCGCACAGAUGCUCGAGCAGAACGAGAUUCAGCUCGAGCAGUAUCUACUUGCUCUGACACAGGUAUGAAUAUCCUCGAAAGGAUGUGAAGACGUUGAGAUUAAUAUUCAUGCCGAUUUUUUCCGGUGCAGCAAAAGCAAACACUCGUUGCUUGGUGUUCGUUCAUGUGUUGAGAAAAGGCUUGCGGGAAGCUCUCACGUUGUGGUCUGUUUACUUACUUUUUUACAUAAAUAAAGAUUCAUUCUCAACAUAGGUUCAAGCGCAGGUCCAAGCAGAGCAGCAAGUGGCCGCUUUGCAGCUUCCUCAGGAACUUCCUCAAGAGGACGAGGACGAGGAGGGCCUGAUUGAAUCAGCAACGAAUGCCCUCAAGAACGUCGUGGUAUGUUGAAAAUAGACCGGCAUUUUUUCUCUUUUUUUGGAUCCAGUGAGUGUUGCGCGAGAUGAAGAAAGUCAGAUCAUCUUGCUAUAGCCAUCUUCAUACUAUCGGAAUAAUAAACACGUGAGAAUGAGAUGAUCAGACCUAACUAUCGUAAUAAAAUAAAACAGCUUGUGUCCCCCAACGAAGUAGACGACGUAGCAGCCGACUUUCAUACGCCCGUGCAUGAGAAGCAGGACAACAUGGACGUAGCUGCUGACUGACAAAAAAGCUCGCGGAGCAGCGCUUCGUCGCAAUAAUUGCAAACGACCGCGAGAGGACCCUUGCUUCGCGGGAACUAUUUUCAGUUUUACAGUGCUGGGAAAACAAGCAGGUGCCCGGGGAGGAGAAUUUGAAUUGUUUUGCGUACCCCCACUGCUGCUGCACACGCCGCAAGUGGAAGAGGAUUAAAGACAGUUGUGAAGCUGUUUUGUCAAUCAGAGAGCCUGUCGUGCAU
Messenger RNA from Amoebophrya sp. A120, 3383 nucleotides. The record is from the annotation of a GenBank genome assembly. Lineage: Eukaryota; Dinophyceae; Syndiniales; Amoebophryaceae.